AAGCAGAUCGACUUCCUGUGUGACAAUAGUAAGUUAGCGUGCACUAUUUUUAAAGCCUCAAACGGAAAGAUGCUCAACCCUCUCAGCUCGUCUCGCCGUGUAUCAUAAUUUCUGAGUGUGGGCUUAAAGGAAGAUUCCUUCGCCGAGUUAAAGCGUGACGUGUUAGUAUCGUCUGAGCUGCGGUGACUGGAUUUGGCACGUCGCUCCUGACACGUGAGAUGUGAAACAUGGAUCAUCCAGCGUAUCAUGGGCCGAUAAGCAAACAAAGAUGUGAGGAGCUGCUCGGCAAGAAGGGACGGGAUGGAACAUACCUCAUUCGGGAAAGCGAGACCAUCCAGGGAGCUCUCUGCCUCUGCGUGUACAAACAAAAAGUGGUCUAUACUUACAGGAUCCUCCAAACCCACACCGGGUACUUCACUCUACAGGCUAGCUCAGGUGCAGAGGAGAAGUUUUUCAAGACGUUGAAGGAUCUCAUUGGUCAUUACAAGCAAAAGAAUCAAGGACUUGCAACACACUUACGCCGUUCACUGAAAAGAAAAGCACUGCUAGAUCAGCCAUUGGAGUGUGCAGAACCGCUAGUGCCCAACGAGGAAAAUGACUAUGAAAAUGUUGACUGCUCAGGGGACUAUGUUGUUGUUCUACCGGAUUGAUUUAGUCACAGUGUGACUUUCUGACUGGAUAACUGGAUCAUGAACAACAUGAACCAUAUAGAUACGCUGUUGCAGUUUCCAAGUACUUUCUGGCCAUUUUCACCUCAAAUUUCGGAAAUACAUAUGGAAUCUUAUUACACGAAUCACAUUUUAGCAUGUGUAUGCUUCGUGCAAGAAAGAUGCAUGAAUUCGGGGAGUGCUUUUUAACGGUGUGAAUUUUUUAAAAGCUUGUUUCUGCUUUGGGAUUAGGUUUCCAUUUUACAGGUAAAUUGUUGUUUAUUACAAUUCUGUGAAAAAAAGUCAGAAUUGCAAUAUAUAAACUUAGACAUCUGGGUUAUAUAAUGUAAGAGAAAGAAAAGGGAAUUGUGAAAAAAAAACUGAAAUUUUGUGAAAUUUCAACUAUGAAAUGCAACGAAAAUGUUCAAAAUUGUAACAAAGUCACAUUUACCUUUUUAUUUUAUUACAAGAAGAGAUUGUAUAUAUGUUUUUUUGUUAGUAAACACAGUUUAUAAUAGAAUUUUGCCUUGAACAGUGUCUAUAAUAAAGUAUGAUGUGUAAAUGUUAUGUGUUAU
Puntigrus tetrazona (Sumatra barb) is the source of this 1222-nucleotide messenger RNA. RefSeq lists its product as uncharacterized. The coding region runs from base 228 to 650 and encodes 140 amino acids. The transcript is spliced from 4 exons. Lineage: Eukaryota; Metazoa; Chordata; Actinopteri; Cypriniformes; Cyprinidae. The record is from RefSeq and is a predicted model, not a curated record.